Messenger RNA from Scylla paramamosain (green mud crab), 3597 nucleotides. Its product is annotated as sodium- and chloride-dependent GABA transporter 2-like. Bases 223 to 2004 code for a protein of 593 amino acids. NCBI's taxonomy places the organism in Eukaryota, Metazoa, Arthropoda, Malacostraca, Decapoda, Portunidae. Gene Ontology annotation, cellular component: plasma membrane. Gene Ontology annotation, biological process: sodium ion transmembrane transport. The record is from RefSeq and is a predicted model, not a curated record. The transcript is spliced from 12 exons.
CGGACGGGACGAGGCACACUCCUCUAGACAGCUUGUGGCGCUACAGAAGCUCUCGCAAGACACCUAGUCGAGACCGAGUGACCGAGCGCUGUUACCGUACUUCGCGAAUCCACACCUCGCGGCACAGUCUGGAAAAACACGUAUUACCCAAACUUGAAACACGGCAACUGGACGAGGCGAAACUAGACUCCGUAGGACCGCCUGAGGCACGCUACCACCGCUAUGUCUGACGACCUCAAGAGAAGCGGAGGCAGCGGUGGCGGCGGCGAGACCAAGGAGAGGGAGCAAUGGAACAACAAACUGGACUUCCUGCUGUCGGUGAUUGGCUUCUGCGUGGGACUUGGCAACGUGUGGCGCUUCCCUUACCUGUGCUACAAAAAUGGUGGAGGGGCGUUCCUCAUCCCGUACUGUGUGUGUGCCCUGCUUGGUGGCAUGCCCAUGUUCUUCCUGGAGGUUGGCAUCGGCCAGUUCAUGAGUGAAGGAGGCAUCUCCGUGUGGAAAAUGUGCCCGCUCUUCCAAGGCAUCGGGUACGCGGCCAUCGUUGUGUGUAACUGGCUCAACGUGUACUACAUUGUGAUCAUCGCCUGGGCUCUCUUCUACUUCGUGCUCUCCUUCCAAGCCGAACUACCAUGGUCCAGCUGCGGCAACUGGUGGAACACAGACGUGUGUGUAGACGGCAACACCAAUCACUCCUUCAUCCAGGACCUGAAGGCGCUCAACCUCACACCCAAGGACUCGGUGGUGGAGUUUUGGGACAACCGCGUGCUUCAGAUCACGGAAGGCGUGGAUGAGAUGGGUACGAUGGUGUGGCCUCUGUUCGGCGCCCUCAUCUUCUCGUGGUUGUGCACCUACUUCGCCAUCUGGAAGGGCGUCAAAGUGACCGGAAAGAUCAUGUAUUUCACAGCCACUUUCCCGUAUGUGAUGCUCACGGCUCUCCUGGUUCGUGGGGCGACGCUGCCAGGAGCCUCUGAGGGUAUUCGGUUCUACCUCGAGCCUAAAUGGGAGAAAGUCCUCGAUUAUCAGGUGUGGAACGACGCCGGGACCCAGGUGUUCUACUCCUACGCUGUGGCUCUCGGUGGCAUGAUCGCUCUGGGCUCCUACAACAAGUUCAACAACAACUUCAUCAAGCAGUGCGCCAUCUUGUGUGUGUGUAACUCCGCCACUUCUAUCUUCGCCGGGUUUGGCAUCUUCAGCAUCCUGGGCUUCAUGAGCUACCAGCUGGAAUUACCCAUGGAGGAAGUAGCGGAAGCAGGCCCCGGUCUCGCUUUCAUCGCAUACCCUAAGGCCAUGGCCGCUAUGCCCAUGGCGCCUCUGUGGUCUGCCCUCUUCUUCUGCAUGAUCCUGAUGGUUGGAUUGGAUUCUCAGUUUGUGCAGGUGGAGUCGGUGGUGACUGCUGUAGUGGACCUGUUCCCUGACUACCUGCGUGUGGGCCACCGUCGCGAGAUUUUGGUGGGGGUGGUGUGUCUCGUGGACAUGGUCAUCGGCUGCACCAUGGUGAUGCAGGGCGGCAUGUACGUGUUCCAAAUCUUCGACUCCUAUUCAGCCAGCGGUAUUAUCCUGCUCACCAUCUGUUGUUGUGAGUGCAUCGUCAUCGCCUGGGUGUAUGGAGCCAACAGGUUCUACGAUAAUAUUGCUAUGAUGCUCAACCGUAAGAUCAACCCAUACCUCAAGUUCUGCUGGAGGUUCGUGACGCCACUCCUCACUUUCAUGAUGGUGGUGUGCGCCAUCGCUUUCCACACCCCGCUCACUUACAACAAAGUGUAUGUGUACCCGAUCUGGGCGCAGGCCCUGGGCUGGCUGCUGGUGUUCGGCUCCCUCCUCUGGAUCCCCGGCUUCACCCUUUAUAAGCUGUUCCAGUACCCCGGCACACUGCGAGAGAAAUGGAUCGCCUCCACGCGGCCCAUCCUGAAGGCACACCACCUGCGGCCCCAAGACUGGGACGAGAACCCCGAGCUGCCCUACAAGAAGACCAUGACCAUGGACCCCCUGACGGAGGACGCCUGAACGCCUGGCCCUCAUGAGUGGUAGUCAUGCCGGCCUCACACGGUCACCACACACGCCACUCUCCUCUCCCCCGUCACUGAGGCUGACCUUGGAAGGGCCGUGCCCCUCCCCGCAUCCGGCCCCCGCCGCUCACACAUUCAUCCCGCAGUGGUCGCCAAAAGUAUCCCUCUCAAGCGCCCCUCCCCGCUGCCAGUGGGUUAACGGGGGCAGGCGGUCCCCGCGCCGCGGGGGCGUCGCUGCACAGUAUUAGUAGUAAGUAGGCUAAGUCUUGCUCGGAGGAACUCCUGUAGGCAGUGAUCCAGGAUCAUUGUUGUGUCGUGUUCAGGCGACGGCCGCGAUCUGUUCACUAGUCCCAGACAACGCAUGUUACGUCGUCCUCAUCGUCGUCGUCGUCAUCGCCACGCCAUUUCACACCAUCGCGCCUCACCUGUACAUACGCAUCUCGUCAUCACGUUGGCAUCUGCACUCACCCUCUCGCCGACACACCGUUACUGUUCGUCUUUUAUUAGUAAUAAUAUUAUUAUUGAUAAUUAUAAGUAUAGUGAUAAUGACAUGUUGGCAUUUAUGUACCAGCGGUCAGGAGGAGCACGGCAGGCGGCGGUGCGGCGCCCACACCUACCUAGGCCAUGGGCCACGCCCUGCUCCGCCCGCACCCCGACAGGGCCUCCCGUCGCGUGACAGGCACCAAGCCUGUCUCCACGCUGCAGACGGCGCUGUGCAGGGCUAGCGGGCCGGGGCAGGGCAGCCGUGGCGGCGGAGAGUGUGGGUGGGUGGCAGCAGCAGCAGCAGGAGGAGAAGAAGGAAAUGUGGAAUCCGCCUGCCGGAGUACUCGGGUCUUCCAUCCUCUGAUCGAUGAAGACGCUUUACUGAUUAGUUUGUUCCUUGAGACAUUUACUUUCCCUGGAGGAGGGGAGAGGCGGGGCAGGCGUGGUAGCCUGGCUGGGAGGCCCCCACCCUGGAGCCCCGCUCGCCUUGUCGGCCCUCCCUCCUCCCCCGCCACUUUUUUUUUUUUUUUUUUUUUUUCGAUGAAGUCUCGUAGCGUUAAGGCUGAGCCAUGUACAGCGAGUCACUCCGUCAGUCAGUGAGUCAUGAGUCAUGCGUCAUGAGUCAGGCUGCCGCGGCAGGACAGUAAUUCACACAUUCCACGGCAUAACAUGAUAUCAAAGUCCCUCUGGUGCUGCAGCGCGCGGCACCAGGCCAGCCCAGGAAGCCACCUCACACACCGGCAUCCCGCGCGCUGGCGUGGUGAUGCGCGCCCUGUGAAGCCUUCCUCACCACACCACAACACCACCACCACCACCACAUUAUCAAAAGUUGAAUAUAUUGUAGAGUUUAUAGAGAAAGGCAAGAGGCGAACACUGACUAGGGCCGCAGCCGCUCUCCCUCCCAUCCACACCAACGCACCCCUUUCACCCCUCCUCUGUCCCAAUGCCCCACUCCUCACCCCAUAAUCCCUCACCCUAUCCCGCGGCCAGGCGUGGAACAGAGUACGUGCGGCAACAGGGUGUCCGCAGCAGUGGUAUAUCUAUUUUCUUACUGUCAAGUGUCAUUAAAGCCUUGUCUGUACCCGUCAAUAAAGUCUUAUAUAGAAGU